AUGGGGACGAAUAGUAAUAAUAAUAAUAAUACUAAUAAUAAUAGAAAUAGUAACACUUUUAGCAGAAAGAAGGGAUUGAUACACGGGUACCUGUUACUGUACAACUUGAUACAAUCGCUCGGAUGGACCGCAGUUUUAGCGAGCGCACUCAGAGCAGUUUUGUUGCCCGCCUCAUCAAAUUUUGGACGCACCACCAAUUGGCAGGAGAGAUUGACGACGGUGUACGACCACUCGUCGAUGUUCGUCAAACCGUUCCAGAUUUUAUCUCUGAUGGAAACUUUGCACGCUGUAUUUGGUUUUGUUCGAUCGCCGGUACUUCCGAGCGUCUUGCAAUGGAUGGGUAGGACGCACGUUUUAAUGUGCGUGACCGAUUCUGUUAUUCCCUUGCAAAAAACAACCGCCGCGGGAGUGUUGAUUUUAUGUUGGGCUAUAACUGAGUGCGUGAGGUACCCGUGCUAUGCGUUGGGGAUUUUGAAUGCCACUCCAAAGUGGCUGCUCUAUUUACGGUACACGCUUUUCAUUCCGUUGUAUCCUUUAGGGGCAGCCUCGGAAAUGAAACUGAUGUACGAUUCCAUCGGUUUCGUCAAACGCGUGGAGAUGUAUUACGUGCACAUGCCAAACGUUUUAAACUUUGCGUUUGAUUAUUCGUGGUUCUUGUAUCUCGUGUUGGUGGUGUAUCCGUUCAUGUUCGCGCAACUGUAUUUUUACAUGUUCCAUCAGAGACGACGGAAGUUAAAGACGAAGAAAGCGUGA
Messenger RNA from Bathycoccus prasinos, 753 nucleotides. RefSeq lists its product with no specific name. Gene Ontology annotation, molecular function: 3-hydroxyacyl-CoA dehydratase activity. Gene Ontology annotation, cellular component: endoplasmic reticulum membrane. The transcript has a single exon. Bases 1 to 753 code for a protein of 250 amino acids. Gene Ontology annotation, biological process: fatty acid elongation; very long-chain fatty acid biosynthetic process; sphingolipid biosynthetic process. The record is from RefSeq and is a predicted model, not a curated record. Lineage: Eukaryota; Viridiplantae; Chlorophyta; Mamiellophyceae; Mamiellales; Bathycoccaceae.